This is a messenger RNA of Trichophyton rubrum CBS 118892, 522 nucleotides long. RefSeq lists its product as uncharacterized. NCBI's taxonomy places the organism in Eukaryota, Fungi, Ascomycota, Eurotiomycetes, Onygenales, Arthrodermataceae. The record is from RefSeq and is a predicted model, not a curated record. The transcript has a single exon. Bases 1 to 522 code for a protein of 173 amino acids.
AUGUUCGCAUCAACCUGGGUAGACUCGGUCAUAAUAGAGCUAGAAGAACUGAAUUUUCCUAUAUUCUGCAGCCUUACCAUACCAGCGUAUACACCGUCGCGAGCUACAAGGUCCAUGUGCGUGCCCUGUUCCAUGACUCUGCCUUUCUGCAUAACAAUAAUGUUAUCAGCAUCCUUAGCAGUAGCCAGCCGAUGUGCAAUUGAAACAGUCGUAACAUUCUCAGACACUUUGUUCAACGCUGCUUGUAUCAACCUCUCGCUAGUAGAGUCAAGAGCAGCCGUGGCUUCAUCCAACAGCAACACGGGAGGAUCACGGAUAAGAGCUCGGGCUAGUGCAAUGCGUUGCUUUUGGCCACCGCUAAGCUCUGCACCAGAACUUCCUACCCUCGUUGCUAAGCCGUCCGGCAAUGCAUUGAUGAAAUCAAUUGCAUUUGACAAGGUAGCUGCAUGGCGUGUGAGGUUGACAAUCUCUCGAACCACAUCUCCCUGCUCUGUCACAGCUUCGUCUUCACUUGCACCUUGA